GUUCAUUCAACUACAAUAUAAAAUUCACUGCACCGGAUAUAAAAAUGACAAAAAACUGGAUCACAUUUUUGCUGUUCUUAUCAGUGACUAUGUUUUUUGCCACUGCUAUACCGUCUGAAGGGCAUCAGAAUAUGACGGAGGACUUCACUCAACUGAGUGUUACACGGAAUAAAAUUAUGACAGCACAGUAUGAAUGCUACCAGAAAAUUAUGCAAGAUCCUAUUCAUAGGAAAGAAGGUCCUUACUGUAACAGGACAUGGGAUGGCUGGUUGUGCUGGAGUGAUGUUGCUGCCGGAACUGUGUCAGUACAGCGUUGCCCUGACUACUUUCAGGAUUUCAACCCAUCAGAAAAAGUUACGAAGAUCUGUGAUCCAAGUGGGAAUUGGUUUAGACACCCAGAAAGCAACAGGACGUGGACAAACUAUACCCAGUGUAAUAUCUAUACGCAUGAAAAAGUGAAGACUGCUCUCAAUUUGUAUUACUUGGCCAUCAUUGGACAUGGUCUUUCAAUUGCAUCACUUCUGAUUUCUCUUGGCAUAUUCUUUUAUUUUAAGAGCUUGAGUUGCCAAAGGAUUACCCUGCAUAAAAAUCUAUUUUUCUCUUUUGUUUGCAACUCUGUUGUAACAAUAAUUUCACUGACUGCAGUUGCCAACAAUCAGGAGUUAGUUGCAACUAAUCCAGUUAGUUGCAAAGUAUCACAGUUCAUCUACCUGUACCUAAUGGGUUGCAACUACUUUUGGAUGCUGUGUGAAGGCAUUUACCUGCAUACUCUCAUUGUGGUGGCUGUUUUUGCUGAGAAACAACACUUGAUGUGGUAUUACCUUCUUGGCUGGGGUUUUCCACUGAUCCCUGCCUGCAUACAUGCCGUUGCUAGAAGUUUGUAUUAUAACGACAAUUGUUGGAUCAGCUCUGAUACUCAUCUGCUGUACAUCAUCCAUGGCCCUAUUUGUGCCGCUCUGUUGGUGAAUCUUUUCUUCCUGCUAAAUAUCGUUCGUGUUCUCAUAACCAAGCUGAAAGACACCCACAAGGCAGAAUCCAACCUGUACAUGAAAGCAGUGAGAGCUACCCUGAUUCUUGUUCCGCUACUUGGCAUUGAAUUUGUGCUGUUUCCAUGGCGACCAGAAGGCCGGAUUGCUGAGGAAGUGUAUGACUAUGUGAUGCACAUCCUUAUGCACUACCAGGGUCUACUGGUGGCUACAAUUUUCUGCUUCUUUAAUGGAGAGGUCCAAGCUGUUUUGAGAAGGCACUGGAAUCAGUACAAAAUCCAAUUUGAGCACAGCUUCAGCCACUCGGAUGCUAUGCGCACUGCUUCCUACACCGUAUCGUCAAUCAGCGAUGUUCAAGGCUACAGCUACAAUCACGACUGCACCAGUGAACAUUUAAAUGGGAAGGGCUACCAUGACACGGAGAGUGUCGUUUUAAAAACGGAAAAGCUGUAUGGUUGACUGCUAAAGGCUUGGCAUAUGCCAAGCCCUCGUGAACUCCAAGUUUGAUUUAAUGACUUCACGGCCAGAAGUUUUUACCUAACUCGGGAUAUGUUAUUCUCCUGAAUGAUGCAAACUAAACCAACACGUUUUUCAUAUGUAUGUAUAUGUAUGCAUAUAUACAUAUGUUUGUGUUUCUGUGUAUCUAUAUAGUAUGGACAUCUGUACAUAUAUAUCUAUAUAUGUAUGUGCAUUUAUAUAAGGAUACAAACUUUGCCUCUUCAGUUUCUACUGUGUAGACAAAGUUGGCAAUUUUUUGUACAAAGGGAAUCAAUGAAGGAUUUCUUAUUUUCUUGGAAGUUUGUAUAAGACUGUGUUGUGUUGAAGCCACUUCAUUUGCCUAUAGAAUCUUAGAGUGUAAAUACCAUACUGUAUUGUCUUAAUUCAACCUAAAACAGAACAAAGGAAAAUGGUUAAAGUAGGUGCAAUAAUAACAAUAGAUUGUCCAGGUUAAUUUUGUGUCCAGCAUUUGACUGUCAAAAAAGCCCAACAGGUAGUCUGAGAUAACAGACUCGAAGAUAUUGAUGGUUUAGUCUGGUCAAAGAUAUUGAUCGUUUCGUUUGGUUUGGCCAGUUUGUUUUUUCCACUGUUUAAAAUCAAGCAUAGAGACACCAGUGCAAGUCUGAGACUCUACUUACUUCUGUACUGCAAUGUAAUAUUUUACAGCAAGCUUUGAGCAAUUUUAUUUAAACUAUUUUUUCAUAUACAGGGGUGUCUCCUUCUCUUCAAGUUUAUGGAAGUUCUUUAUUGGCUUUAACACAGACAAGAUCAAUGAGGCCUUACUGCCAGAAAGAAAUGUAGUAACCUGAAUAAAUGUAAAUCCUUCCAGACACUAAUACAUAAUUGAAGCUGAUGGAACUUCACUGUGUGAUUAAGGAAUUUACUCAACUGGGAAAAGAUCAUGUACAGAAUUUGUUGUAGCCAUGUUGUUGUUUUGUUUGUUUUAUUUUUAAGUAUUUCCCUGGCCAUAUGCUUGAUAAUUUAUUCCUUCAUUCUUGGGGCAAAGUUUUGAUUAAUAUUGUUUGUUUGGGGUUUUUUUGUCUGAGAAAAGCAUGCAAGACUGAACGCAGUGCAAAUGACAUACUACCUUUAAAGCCAGUCUAUGAGAUUCAGACUAAUCAAGCAAACUAACAUUAGUAAUUAUCAUUACUUGGAAAAUCCAAUACAAGGUUUGUGUUAUAAAGGUUCAAGACAUUAUGGAUUGAGAAUUUUAAUAUUAUUUUGGAGUGCUUGAUUCUGAAUCUCUAUCUCAGUUACUUAGCUUAGAACAGUACUUUAUAAGUUGUUUCUUUGGUUCUACUGGUGAAUAAAGGUCUCAUUGAAAAUGAGGAAGUGGUCAGAAAGAUCUUGAGAAAAUGUGUCUUUAUAGCAACAUCUGUUUUUGUAAAUCUUUAUGCUUUAAAGAAAUAGUAGUUUUCUUAAGUGAAAUGACAAAAAUGCUCAAGACUGAGGGCGUGGUAUGAGGUGAGUUUAGAAAAGUCUUAUUAAAAAUCACAAAAGUAGAAAAAGGUUUCAUUGGUUUAUUUUGCAGAUAAGCCUACUUCAAGUGGGGAAAAACCAAAACUAAGUAGAAGAAAAGUAGAUGCUGGAGUUGGUAGACUAUUAUGCUAAUUAAUGUAUAUCUGGUGCAUGCAAGCCAGUCAAAAAAGUGAAAGACAGUUCUUUCUGAGACCACUUCAGUUUUAAAUACUUAAUUUUGUAUAUGAACAACUUGAUUUUAACAUUUAAACAUUUUUGUCAGUAGCCUUUCUGUAAGCUUCAUUAGCACCUAGUUAAUUUGCUGUCACAGUGUUUAUUGGUUUGUGACUUCAUCAGGCUUCAAAUGCUUUGUAUUUAGAAGGAAAACAUAAGGAGGAUGCGGUAAGUUCAUGCCACUUGCACCUUUUUGUAGUUUUUUACAGUUCUUAUGUCUGGAGUUUGAAUUUAGAAAGUGUUUUCUUAAUUAUUUAGUUUCAUAAUAUAGAAUCUCAGCUAGGAUGCACAAAUCAAGAUUUCUGUUCUUCUGCAAGGCUGUCUGGUUGAUUGGUGGGAAUGAUUUGAAAAUCAGUCAGAUUCUGUACUUUAGAAUAGUGUGGAAUCUGGCAAUCAGAUGUCACAAUCUCUUAAAUUGUAAGAAUACAGUAACGAUAUCUGCUACAACAUGAUUAGAGGUUGCUUACAACUCUGCUUGCUGAUCUAUAUAGUGUUACUUAAAAUCUGUGCAAUGUUCUGAAAAUAUUAGCAGUGCAGAAAAUCCCUGCUCUGGUAUAGCAGCUUUACACUUGGGGAACCAGACCAUCAACUGGUAUAAAUCUGUCUUGAGUUUCAUUUUCAGAAUCAGGGGGUACCAGCUGAGAAUCAAAGCCCAGGCAGACAUCUGUCCAUUUAAAGUGCUUUGAAGUCCUUUAUGGCAUGUUAUCAGACAAUUAUUUCAAUGGUACCUGGAGGGUUGUUGUAAUUAAAACGUGAUAGUUUAGAGUGUGAUGCAGUAUUAGAUUUUCAAUUAAGCUUCUUUCUCAGCUAGGCAGUUCAAAUUUAAUAGCCUAUAAAUUUUUAUCAUUUAAUACAAAGUACUAGUUGCUAAUUGCUCUCUGUCCUCUGUUAGAGGAACUUGUAGUGCUAAGUUAGGAGGGAAAAUUGUUUGUCCACAGAAAUCAUCCUAUUUCUCGGUGGACAAUCAGAGCAUGCUUCUAGGCACACAUCUGUCUUCACUUUGGAAAAGAAACACACAUCCAGCUGGAUGUGCAAGAAAAUGUUUGUGGCUGUGGAGGGUUACAUGGCAUAGGAGAGCUACAUUUCCCCCCUCCUCAUGAGGUUAACUACCGUAUUUCCUAUUUUGCAUUGGAAAACAUAAAUUCCGUAUUUUGUCUUCCUACCUCACCUUUUUCAGUUCCUACACAACCAAAAGAAGGGUCUGCUUCUUAAAAUGUUUUUCUGUCACAAUAAAUUAAAAUCAAAUCCUUAUGUUGAUUUCUCAUGGCUUAUUUUCUUCUUUACAGAAUGUUGUAGUCCUUAUCUGUAUUCUCUGGGAUGGAAGUAAACUCUGUUUUGGUGGGGCUGUGAGAUUCCUUUGAACACGCAAACAGUUAUCUGUUAUUAUUUGCUCUUUAUUUCUUUGUUAUUUAGUGAGGAUUUAUUGUAUCAAUCUACAGGGGCUACAGAAAUACUUGUCUUAUAUUUGGUAUCUGUAAUAUCAGCAUGUUAGUAUUCUAUGAGAGGGAAUGUCUAUUUUUAAUGCUACUGUCUUCAAUUAAUAAAAUGCUCCAUUGCAGGGUCCCCUCAGUUGUUUGUUUGUUUGAUGUUAGCGUUUAUGCUAUGUAUUUUUUCAUUGUGAUGAUCUACUAGAGUAUUUGGCUGUAGAAAUGCUGCAACAUGUACUCCUUUUCAUGUCAUGAAACAUUUGGGCUGGAAACCAGGCAACAUUCAAGUAUAGUACUAUGUAAAUAAGAUUAAUAGAAGCUAUAGCAUUGUAUUUAUUGCUUACACUAAGAAUGAAAUGGAAAAAAUGUGAAGUUAUUUUUUGGUUGUUCUUUGUUUUCACUUUGUCCAUAUGAAUCAUCAUGCAUUUUAAUUGCUGAAAGAAGUAUUAUGUUUGUGAUCAAUAAAAUAUUAC
This is a messenger RNA of Aptenodytes forsteri (emperor penguin), 5076 nucleotides long. RefSeq names its product calcitonin receptor like receptor (gene CALCRL). The transcript has 12 exons. Gene Ontology annotation, molecular function: calcitonin gene-related peptide receptor activity; calcitonin receptor activity; adrenomedullin receptor activity. The coding region runs from base 45 to 1445 and encodes 466 amino acids. The record is from RefSeq and is a predicted model, not a curated record. Gene Ontology annotation, cellular component: plasma membrane. Gene Ontology annotation, biological process: cell surface receptor signaling pathway; angiogenesis; adenylate cyclase-activating G protein-coupled receptor signaling pathway. NCBI's taxonomy places the organism in Eukaryota, Metazoa, Chordata, Aves, Sphenisciformes, Spheniscidae.